AUUCCACUAGAUCAACAGUUCCGUUGAGGAUAAUGAACCAUUACGUGUUGGUGAAUCUCUAAACAGUAUAAAUCAGAAGAUACCUGGUCGGCGGAUUGUUGAUGUCGAUUAUUUGUACAAGCAAAUGAGUCAACUUUUUAAUAUCACUUGCAAAAUAUGUGAAUCUGGAAAGAUGAUCUAUACGAACGAAUUUAGAAAAGGGCUUAUGUCAUCAUUUACGUUCAUCUGUGAGAAUUGUGGAAAUUUGCUGAAACUCGAUUCAUGUCCUUUUUACGAUGAUUCGGAAAAUAUCAACACAUCAGCGGUUUUGGGAAUUAUCUCCGUGGGCCUUUGCUAUUAUCAUCUUCAAGAGUUUUUGGCUCAUUUAAACAUUCCAGUAAUGAGCUAUGUGACGUAUCACAAGUAUGAAGAGGAGCAAAUCCAGAUAGAUUAUUUGAAACUCUCUAAGCAACUUGAAGCAGAAGCACUGACUGAAGAAAUAAGGCUGGCGAAAGUAAUGAACGAAGUGGAUUCAGCUGGAAAUGCUUUAAUUGCAGUAGAGUUCGACGGAAGUUGGGAAAAGCGUUCUUAUAAUACGAAUUUUUCAUCAUUGGCUGGAUGUGCGGCUAUCAUUGGACUAAGAACAAAAAAAAUCCUCUAUUCCGGAAUCAAACAGAAGUACUGCCACAUAUGUAAGUUAGCCAAAAGCAGUACACCUCGAAAUCAUGCUUGCAAAGUAAAUUAUACUGGCCCCUCCAGUGGUAUGGAAACUCAAAUUAUAAUAGAGGGCUACAAGUUUUGUGCGGAGAAAAGAGCCAGAUUCAACAAAUUCGUAGGGGACGGCGACGAUAGUACUUAUAAACUUUUUUGGCUAAAGAUGGCGACUUGUCGUGAUUACACAUUCUGUUCGUGCUCGAGUUUUUGUUUCAUUUCAUAUGUUUUUUGAUCGAUUAUUAUUGUCUCUUCGCUUUUAACUUUCGUUUGAAUAUGUUUUUAAUGAAAUGCAAUCCAUUGCGAAUCAACUAAGUGUUUAUUUUUCCGUAAAUCAACGAAAAACAUAAGUUUCAUUGCUUCAAGAUUCCCGUGUAUACGUAACAACAGCUGAUUUUAUUGUCGUCGCUCUUCGUCAUCAUAUUCAACGCCUGUGAUCUACUUCUGUUAUUGUUUACACUCCAGACUCCAAUACAAUAUUGAAAUACAAUCGAGACAAUGAACAAUUGCACAGUUUGCGACGGCUGUUUCAGAAAUGACAAUCCGAAUAAAAUUAUUUGUGAUGGAAUUUGCCGUCAAUCUUUCCAUGCUGAAUGUGUUAAUUUCAAUAAGAAUGCGUUGAUGUGCUAUAGAGAAAUGCCAAAUCUUCAAUGGUUCUGCGAUGGCUGCAUCAUUCAAUCACGCUCGUCCAACGUUGUAUCUCCUCUGGCCACCAAAUUCAAUUCCACUGUCGCUAUUCCAACGUCAUCGCCAUCAUACGUCCAACGCUCACUCAUUGCAGCCAAACGAAAUCGAAAUCGACAUCCGUUUCUAAAUGAAAAACCGAAGAAAAAUUCCGUAUUUUUGGUAAACCGAUCGCCAACCGUCGAACGUGACGUUAGAAACGCCAGCGACUCAAUGAGUGGUUCCUCAUCAGUGAGACAUAUGCAGCCCGGAAAUCAUCUAGACGAAUCAUCUGCUGCGAAUGGAUCGGCUCCAUUGACUUCACCCGUAAUCACUAAAUCUGAUGUCGUUCAAUCUAAGCCCCAGCGUAAUUUAGCAGAUUUUGAAGAAACUACCACUGAACCAUCCGAAUCUAAAACAGAACCUGAUAAUUCCAGUUCGUUUGCAGAGGUUCUAGCUAAAUCGUCAGUUGCUGAGCCAGUACCCGCUAACGCCAAACGUUCAACAACUCAACUGGAUAAAGCAAUUCAGUCACAGCUUAUGAUUCCGUCCGAUACGCAUAAGGUACUUUAUGUGUCGAAUUGUAAACCAUCUGUUACCGAAUUGGAAAUUGUCGAUUAUUUAUUGCGAGAGAACAUGAUAUCAUCGGCUGGAGAUGUGUCUUGUAAGAUAUUAGUUUCACCCUAUGUAAACAGGGACAGCGUCAGCUUCGUAUCGUUUAAAAUCACUGUUAAUUCUAAAAUAUUUCAUUCUCUACUUAACGAAGAACUGUGGCCCGAGGGCAUUACUGUUCGUGAAUUUGUAAACCGCUAAACAGCUAAUGUUGAUUUAAAUCUAUUUUUAUUGUAAGUAGUCAGGGGGCUUGACGGCCAUUGAUGAAAUUAAUAA
Messenger RNA from Bradysia coprophila, 2241 nucleotides. RefSeq lists its product as uncharacterized. NCBI's taxonomy places the organism in Eukaryota, Metazoa, Arthropoda, Insecta, Diptera, Sciaridae. The record is from RefSeq and is a predicted model, not a curated record.